AUGCAGACCGGCGCCUCUAUCUACGCCCUUGCCAGUACUGCAUCAGAGUAUCAGGCCCCGGCACUCCGCGCCGCCAUUUACAAGCAUCUUGCCUUGGAGACCUUCAUCGAGACAAAAAUUUCCACGAUAGGGCUUCCUGCAUUUGAAUUAGCUUUCCACGUCCCGUACUUCGCGUUGCGAGCUUCGAAGGAAGUUCAUGAAGACCCACGUCGAGACGUGAGCGGAAAUCGCUUGCGAGAUUCACACAAUGUCUCAUUCCUUACCUGUACAAUUGAUCAACCGGUCGCCCAUCUCCACGAGGCACAAGUCUCCUUUGUUGUCACAGGAUGCGACGAACGGCGAUGGGUUGCCUACUGCUUUGUGGACACAUAUUUUGACACUCGAGAAAACGGGAAAGAAGACGUCUUAUCUUAUUACGAUGACAGUCAAGGCGAAGAAGGAAUGAAUGCAGAUCCUAUCACAUGGGGCGUGCACAACGCAGACGAUCCCAUUGAGAAUCCGAGAGAAUAUUAUCUCGAGGUAAUCCGAAUUCGGAUGCACCAGAUCUGUCAAGAAUGGGCCCAAAUUGUUAGCAAGGUGCAAGAGAGUUUCCGUGCAUAUGAGCCCGAACAGGUACGGUCCCCUUUCCUUCAUAUAAUCUCACAAAUUUGCGACGGUUCGAGGCACUCCUAA
Messenger RNA from Cladophialophora psammophila CBS 110553, 672 nucleotides. RefSeq lists its product as uncharacterized. NCBI's taxonomy places the organism in Eukaryota, Fungi, Ascomycota, Eurotiomycetes, Chaetothyriales, Herpotrichiellaceae. The record is from RefSeq and is a predicted model, not a curated record. The coding region runs from base 1 to 672 and encodes 223 amino acids. The transcript has 3 exons.